This is a messenger RNA of Anopheles cruzii, 1605 nucleotides long. Its product is annotated as cytosol aminopeptidase-like. The transcript has 4 exons. The record is from RefSeq and is a predicted model, not a curated record. Gene Ontology annotation, biological process: proteolysis. NCBI's taxonomy places the organism in Eukaryota, Metazoa, Arthropoda, Insecta, Diptera, Culicidae. The coding region runs from base 1 to 1605 and encodes 534 amino acids. Gene Ontology annotation, cellular component: cytoplasm. Gene Ontology annotation, molecular function: metalloaminopeptidase activity; manganese ion binding.
AUGUUGUCCUUAUUCGCAAGACACUUCCGAAACGCGCGAGUGGGAGUUUUCAAUCAGGCGCUCCGGUUUUCGUCCCAAAUAGGAGAAAAUCGAGCAGAGAAGGGGCUUGUGCUGGGACUGUACGAGCAGGAAAUCGACACGGAAGAGCCCCGCCUUUCUUCGACGGCCAUCCACUUCGAUGCCAAAACCGACGGACAGCUGUUGAGCCUCAUCAAAGAAUGCAAUUUGAAGGGCAAGCUCGGUAGUGUUAAAAUAUUUAACAACCUUGACCCGGCAAUCGGUUCGGUUGCCGUCGUCGGCCUGGGCCUCGAAGGGGCCGGCUACAACGAGCUGGAAGCGGUCGAUGAGGGAUUCGAGAACGUGCGUAUUGCCGCAGGCACUGGGGCGAGCGCUUUGGCGAAGGACGGCUGUACCCAGAUCUUUGUCGAUCCGAUGGAACAUCCGGAGCAGGCCGCUGAGGGUAGUGGUCUUGCGACCUGGCGCUAUCAGGCCAACAGGGCAAAGAAAGACCGUAAGCCUAUCCCGAAACUGGACCUGUACGAUUCGGCCGAAGUGGACGCUUGGACCCGCGGGCUGUUCAAAGCCGACGCCCAGAACUUGGCCCGCAGUCUGGCCGAUGCACCCGGCAACCAGAUUACACCGACGUCGUUCGCCCAGGCCGCCGUAGAUGCCCUGUGCCCGUGUGGGGUCAACAUCGAGGUGCGCAACAAGGACUGGGCAGAGGCGAAAAAUAUGGCCUGCUUUCUGUCUGUCGCGCGAAGCUCCUGUGAGCCUCCGAUUUUUCUCGAAAUCAGCUACUGCGGUGACGAGAAGGCGGGUCGUCCGGUGAUGCUGGCUGGCAAAGGGAUCACGUUCAACAGUGGCGGCCUGUGUUUGAAGCAUCCGGAAGAUAUGGCCCAGUAUCGGGCCAGUAUGGCCGGAGCGGCGGCCGUCGUGGCCACGAUCCGGGCGGCGGCCGCACUGUCGCUUCCGAUCAACUUGGUCGGUCUGGUGCCGCUGUGCGAGAAUAUGCCUUCCGGGAUGGCGUUCAAGCCGGGCGAUGUCAUUACGGCGAUGAACGGCAAAACGGUUGCCGUUCACGAUACGAACAAUGCCGGGCGGCUGAUGCUGGCCGACACGUUCGUGUACGGCCAAACGACCUUUAAACCGAAAAUGAUCGUCGAUGUAGCGACCCUUUCCGAUGGAAUCAUUCACGCCCUGGGUGGGGCCGCCAGCGGGGUGUUCUCGAACUCGGACUUUCUCUGGUCACAGAUGCAGAAAGCGGGCGCUAUAAGCGGUGACCGUGUUUGGCGCAUGCCGCUCUGGCAGUACUACACCCAGAAGGUGACGGAAUACUCCAAUGUCGACAUCAGCAAUGCAGGACGCGGCAAGGGUAGCGCCUGUUUGGGUGCUGCCUUUCUCAAGGAAUUCGUUCCGUGCGUGGAUUGGGUGCACUUGGACAUUACUGGCGUGGGGAUGCUAAAGAAGGGCGCCGGUAUCCCUUACCUCGUGAACGAUCGCAUGACCGGUCGGCCUACCCGUACGCUCAUUCAAUUCCUCUACCAACUUGCCUGCCCGGAACCACAAAGCCAGAGUGCGCUCGUGAAGAAAGCGGAGCAAAACUGA